AUGGAAGAAGUCGACGAGCUCGUGCCGCAUCCAGACAGUAAUGGGCUGUUGAACCUUACGAAACGAGAGCUGAUUGUUCUCAACGUCUCUUUCAACAACAUCGAGUACCUCCCUCCUGAGCUAGGCGACCUCGUUCUUCUGAAAGAGUUAGAUAUAUCAUGUAACAAACUGGAGGCAUUGCCUCCCGAGGUGGGAAAGUGCAUUCGGUUGCGGAAGCUAAAAGCAAACGGCAACUACGUGGAAGGAAUCCCGGCCGAGCUUGGACAUUGCUCUCUACUUGAGGAGUUGAUCUUGUCCGAGAAUAAACUGGAGGAAAUUCCCGAAUCUCUGGCUAAUCUCAAGGCCCUACGAGUCCUCCGGCUACAAAAUAACCGGCUCAAGACCCUUCCGUACGCGCUCGGAGCGGUAAUUACCCUGGAGGAGCUCGAUUGCGCGGGAAACGCGGACCUGGACGUAGUCCCGGCGGCGUUGCAUAGUGACACGGCGAUGAUCCUCUGGGUUUGCCGCUUGCAUAAAGACCACGCGGAGGAUGCUGAGCAACUCCAGCGCCUGAACGACGCGUUGGAAAACAAGGCCCAGAAGAUAGAAGAGACAAAGCUCCGAUUAAAGGAAGAGAUUCGAAUACUGCAGGAGCAGCGAAGGGCGCUGCUGAAGGAACGACCAGGGGCAUACCUUGCGGCCAAACGAAAGGUGGACGCGACCGUCUCGAAAGUUUGCAGCGUGUCGUGA
Molecule: messenger RNA, 729 nt
Organism: Ectocarpus siliculosus
Lineage: Eukaryota; Phaeophyceae; Ectocarpales; Ectocarpaceae
Source: the annotation of a GenBank genome assembly